This is a messenger RNA of Orussus abietinus, 4532 nucleotides long. RefSeq names its product exportin-5 (gene Ranbp21). Gene Ontology annotation, cellular component: RNA nuclear export complex; cytoplasm; nucleus. Gene Ontology annotation, molecular function: small GTPase binding; nuclear export signal receptor activity; RNA binding. The coding region runs from base 257 to 3913 and encodes 1218 amino acids. Gene Ontology annotation, biological process: RNA export from nucleus; protein export from nucleus. The record is from RefSeq and is a predicted model, not a curated record. Lineage: Eukaryota; Metazoa; Arthropoda; Insecta; Hymenoptera; Orussidae. The transcript has 8 exons.
GUGGCCGGCGUGACUCGUCGCGCGAGAUUCAGCGCGGUUCGGUCGGAUUUUCCGAGCGGCUUCUGGCGUGCUCGGGAAGCCUAGGAAGGGAAAAAAAACAGGAGACGCGUCGUCGGGAAACGAGCGGCGACGUCAGGGUCACGCGGAACGCGGCGCAGGAGGAGAGCCGGGGCGCUCUGAAACGGGGCCAGGAAUCCCAGCCAACGGCCACGAGGGUAAGUUUCGAGCAACCCCCAGGACACGCGGGCCGGCCGGCAUGGAGGUCGGUGUGGCCGACGUCGCGCAGAUCGCGGCAGAGCUCGCCAGGGCGGUCGAGGUGACGAUGUCGCCAAACGUGCCACACCAGCAGCGACUGGAGGCGUAUAACGCGUGCGAGCGGUUCAAGGAAUCUUCUCCGUUAUGCGCUCAAUGCGGUCUCUACCUCGCCCAGAAAUCUCCCAACAGGAGUCCCGUGGUUCGCCACUUCGGACUCCAGUUGAUGGAGCACUGCGUCAAGUACCGCUGGACCCAGAUAUCCCAGCCGGAGAAGAUAUUCAUUAAGGAGAGCGCCAUGAAGUUGCUGCAAGAAGGCACCGAGCCGCUGCUUCAGGAAGAGACUCACAUCAAGGACGCGCUCUCCAGGGUGGUUGUCGAGAUGAUCAAGCGAGAGUGGCCACAACAGUGGCCGACCCUGCUUGCCGAGCUCAGCGAGGCUUGCACCAGAGGCGAGAGCCAAACCGAGUUGGUUCUGCUGGUCUUUCUCAGGCUAGUCGAAGAUGUCGCGCUGUUGCAGACUCUGGAGUCCAACCAGAGAAGGAAGGACAUCUAUCAGGCGCUCACUACAAACAUGGCGGAGAUUUUUUCCUUUUUUCUUAGGCUCGUCGAACAGCAUUUCGCGGAGUUCAGAGACAAGACUGCUAUAGGUAGAACCGAGGAAGCGGCAGCUCAUAGUAAAGUAGUGCAGGUGGUUUUGCUGACACUGACGGGAUUCGUGGAAUGGGUUUCCAUAACUCAUGUUAUGGCAGAAGAUGGACGCCUGUUGCAAAUUCUUUGCCUGCUGUUAGGAAAUUCCACUUUUAGAUGCUCGGCUGCGGAAUGCUUGCUGCAGGUCGUCAAUCGUAAGGGGAAAGCAGAAGACAGGAAACAGUUAAUGAUUUUGUUCACCGACGAGGCACUGGGUUGCAUGUACUCGGCAGCCACGGCACCUCAGCCUCCUUCCAUCGGAGGCCCGAACGACCUUCGCGAGAAUCAUUAUCUUUUUCUCAAGAAACUCACUCAGGUUCUCACUGGAAUGGCUACGCAGCUGUGCAGUGUUUGGGGGAAAGAUGACAUGUCCGGUAUUCGACCCAACAAUUUCAGUCUCUUCCUGGACACGGUUCUUACCUUCACCGUACACUCCAGUUUAACGUUAACUCAUUUAGCGAAUGCAAUUUGGAUAAUGCUGUUCAAGCAUGAGCAGAUCAAGGUCGACUCGACGCUUCUAACUUACAUUCCAAAAUAUGUGGAAACUAGUGGGCCAAAGUUGGUCCGAGUAGCAUACCACAAUGGCAGACUAGCAAAUGGCACAUCGAUGCACUACUUUGCAGAUUACGACUCAGAGGAAGAAUUCAACGUGUUCUUCCACAGAUUUAAAAUGGACUUAUUGGAAGGGUUUCGACAUGCCACGAUGGUAGCUCCCUUAGUGACAUUUGCAUACGUGCAACAUUGGUUGACCGUCAAGAUUACAAAGGGUCUGUCGAUUCUGGAUUACAAGAGCGAACCCAACGAUCCGGAGUACCUCGAAUGGGAAGCUCUGGCACAGGUGUUGGACUCAGUGGUGUCGAAGAUCUUGUUAGUGAGCGAAAGGCCAAGUGUUCAGAGUGGCCUCCAGCUUCUGGAAUUAUGUCUCGGCUACUCUCCUUCGGAUCCCUGGCUUCUCUCCAGUUUAUUAUCCUGCAUCAGCGCACUCUUCGUAUUUCUCUCCAUGUCCAGUGGGUCGAUGGCGAUGCCAGGAGUAACCAUUCUGCCGAGAGUCCUGGAGAAGAUCUUCGCAGCCCUGGUGUUUGAGGUGCCAGGAGAGACCAGGGAGACCCGAUCAAAGGCAGCUAAAAAUGUGAGGAGGCAUGCUGCUAGCCUCAUGGUCAAGAUCGGUUUAAAGUAUCCCCUACUAUUGCUUCCUGUCUUCGAGCAAAUCCACACUACGGUACGAGGCCUGGUGCACGAGCCCAGCCAGUUGUCCAGGAUGGAGAGUGUCACCCUCUACGAGGCUCUGCUUCUGAUAUCGAAUCAUUUCUGCGACUACGAGAGGCAGACUCGGUUCGUCGCGGAGGUCAUCGGAGAAGGCUCCUCUUGCUUCCUGGCAUUGGGAGCAGAAGCCUUCAAGGGACCCAUCGAACUGAUGAGGUGGGUUGGCUUGGACAGACCGCCCGUUGAAAAUGGACUCGAAGACCCAACUGGAAAGAACCGGGCAGACUUGAUGUUCUGUGUAUGCACCAUACUAAGUGUUGUAAAACGGUGUUCCAUUCCGGAGGACCCUGACCGUGCUGCCAGGGGAGGCUUCGUGGCUGCGUUAAGUGAAAGCGGCAAUCCAGUCUACAGAAAUCCAGCAUCGCCACACAUAAUCCCUAUCCUGCCAACUUUGUUCAACCUAGUGAGAGCGAUGAAUGCACUCUUCACCCCACAUGCUCUCGCCUCCCUCUCGGAGGGCUACCGGAACGCCUACAACUUGCUAGAGUGGGAAAAGCACAACCUUCUGGGCCUGAGUGGAGGAAUAUCCAGUGAGAGCGUUCCGGAGCAGGAACAGUCCCCUUGUGCACCCUUGAUUCGCAUGCAGUCGUUCUUCAGUAACAUCCACGACUACUGUUACCACCUCCUAGGCAGUGGCUGUCAUACGAUAGGCAGAGAUUUCUACCAGCUGCCAGGUCUGGCACCGGCCCUCAUCAACUCAGUGUUCUCCAACCUGGAGGUUAUUCCCGAUUACAGAUUGCGGCCGAUAAUCCGCGUCUUCAUGAAGCCGUUUGUCUACUCGUGUCCUCCCGCGUUCUACGAGAGCGUCCUCGUGCCCAUCCUGGCGCAUACGUCGUCUCACAUGUACCAGAGACUCAGUGCGAAGUGGCAGUACAUGACGUUGCUCCACGAGUCCGGGGGCCUGGAUGAGAACACCGACACCCAGGAGGUGAUCGACGACAUGUUGAACAGGAACUUGACGAGAGACUUCAUCGACGUGCUGAAGGUUACCCUGGUUGGAGGAGCGGCCAGCGACGCGGCUCCACCUGAUUCCAUGGAGCAGGACAACGGCGGCAUGGCCGUGGAUCCGCCCUCGUCAAGAGGCAAUAGCAUCGUCGCCGAGGUCGUCAGCGAGCUCGGAGCCUUUGUCCUCCGACACCCGGCCACGUGCCACAGCAUCGUCCUCUGCGUGCUGGGGGCCCUAUCCUGGAACGACUCGAACGCCAGCCUCAGGGCGACGACGUUAACCGGUCCCAUUGUGCGAGCCCUGGCAGCAGAUUGCAGCCUGACCCCGGCCAUGGCUGCCCACAUCAUGGUGGCCGUUCUUCAGGGUCUGCAGCUCCACGGGCAACACGAGGCGAACCAGGGCUCCCUCAUCACCCUGGGAGCACAGGUGUACGAGUGCCUCAGGCCGAAGUUCCCCAACAUCAUCGACGUGAUGCAGCAGAUCCCAGGGGUUAACCCGGCGGAUCUGCAACGCUUCGACGAGAAGAUGUCGGUCACCAGCACCAAGGGGAACAAGGUCGAGAAGGGAAAGAAGGACCUUUUCAAGAAGAUCACUAACCAGCUGAUCGGUCGAAGCGUGGGCCAGCUCUUCCGGAAGGAGGUGAAGAUCGACAACCUGCCUCGGCUGGAGGUCCCGGGGAAGCCGAAGCCCCUGCGGUUGGACGACAUCUCGAAGAGCGCCACCGACACCGGGUUGGCCGCCCUCUUCGCCGGCCCCACGUAACGAACGAUCGCGGGCGGACGCGCGUCCUCGCGCGCCCGUGGACCGGCUCUCGAAUUCGACGUCUGAUCGCAAACCGUCUCAAACUGUCGUCCUGGACCUUGAAGACCGUGACGAAGAAAAUAGCCGUCGAGGACGACUCGCUUGCGAUUGGCUCCCCCGGCGGGCCCGCUUGCCUCUUGGCUUCUCGUCGACGUAGAGAAUGCACUUUUCUCAUCCUCGGGGACGGGAAGAGACGCGAAGACAUCACCUGACUCGUUGCAACGGAUGUCGACGAACGUUCUCCGGGGAAGCGCUUCCUUCCAGGACGAGAGGCGGACUAUUUGUUCAUUUUACCCGUCUCGCCGGUUUCCGGCCCACGGAGGGCGUUCGUCCCGGUUUCUUUUUUAUAUUUAUACCUCGGGCUGCCGCGCGCAUCGGCUGGACCGACUCGACUCGUGUGAAGGGACAUUCCGCUCCUCGGGAUCAGCUUCGGGAAUUAUUUGGCGUUGGCACCGACUGGUUGAGACUCUCGCAACGGCAGCGGUCGCUCGGAUCCGACUGCCGCGUGUUUACUAUGCUGCAUGGCUACGUUUAGGCGCAACUACGGUUUUAUCACGGUGUACGUAUCAUGUAAAUUCAU